AUGUCUGUAACUGGGGUAUACUAUAUCCCAAGUAACCCAGAGUUACCAACUACAGCAACAAGGACAGUCAUUGAUCGCUUCAAGGCUAUCAAUCAACCCGUCAGAGCCGGACGCUGGGCACUAGAGUUUAAACUCAUGAGAGACACGGCGUCAUGUUUGCCAGCGGCAAAUUUCCCUAAUAAUAAAGUGCCUACCCCACGGUAUAUGCAUUUUCUCUCUCUCAGUCAUUAUCAAACCCAUGGCUUUAUACGAAUCUCACCUCGACCCGAGAUCGACCCGCUAGACCCAUCCGUGAUGGAGAAGCAAGAGAGCUCGCCACCCUCCAUUCAAAUACCGGCACAAGGCACUUCCUCAUCUCCUACAUCCUCCCAGUCACAAAAUUCGACAGGUGACAAGAACCCAACUUCGUCGAUCCAAGAUGAGGCCCAUACUAUGAAGAUGAUAACACUCGAGCCACAAUCAUAUUUGUCCUUUUUCUCUAUGACGACAAAGUUCUGCCAGCCGCUCUGGAAUCAUCGCUUUACUGUUGUCGUUACCUCGGGAGAAGCCUACGAAGUAGCUGAUUUCCGGGUCCGGAUAGGUGAAGUUCGUCAGACAACGCCUAGGCCUCGCCUUCGCGGAGCAAUCGUGGAGAUUGAAUACCGCGGACCAGGCGAAAGACAAUCUACACUACCAGAUCUUGUGCAUCAUCCUGAAGAUAAUUGGGAUUUAAUGCCUCACCAGGCAAACUGGGAGGUUGACCUACCUACGGAAGAAGAUUGGAAUCUAGGUGUGACGCUUAUCCGAGAACUGUGGGACAGCUUUUCUAUCCCAGGAGCUACAGAAUCUAUCCAAGUUCCUGGAGUAGGGUUGGAGAGGCGGAGUUAUUUCGAGAAAGGGGGUGCGUCGGCACACUCUGCACGGCAAAAGACUAGUAUCGUGGGAGUCGAUCUAGCGAGGCAGUAUAUGGAUAUUUUCAAAUUUUUUCGGUAG
This is a messenger RNA of Microsporum canis CBS 113480, 972 nucleotides long. RefSeq lists its product as hypothetical. The coding region runs from base 1 to 972 and encodes 323 amino acids. The transcript is spliced from 2 exons. Lineage: Eukaryota; Fungi; Ascomycota; Eurotiomycetes; Onygenales; Arthrodermataceae. The record is from RefSeq and is a predicted model, not a curated record. Gene Ontology annotation, biological process: regulation of transcription by RNA polymerase II. Gene Ontology annotation, molecular function: transcription coregulator activity. Gene Ontology annotation, cellular component: mediator complex.